Messenger RNA from Rhizoctonia solani, 567 nucleotides. Its product is annotated as Retrotransposable element Tf2 protein. NCBI's taxonomy places the organism in Eukaryota, Fungi, Basidiomycota, Agaricomycetes, Cantharellales, Ceratobasidiaceae. The transcript has 4 exons. The record is from RefSeq and is a predicted model, not a curated record. The coding region runs from base 1 to 567 and encodes 188 amino acids.
AUGCUAGAUGGUACCAUAUCUCAGACUGGUUGCAUUUGGCACCAGGUUCAACUUGCAGUCUUGGCCAAUGGCCAUCCCCACAUUAUCCCUUUCCUUGUUUGCCCCAUAGGCAACACACCUGCAAUUCUAGGCAUGACAUGGCUGACUAUGGAAUCCCCUCUUAUUGAUUGGCAACAGGGACUGGUCACCUUUCCUGAACAGGUACAAAUUGCCAGCAACACACCUGCAAUUCUAGGCAUGACAUGGCUGACUAUGGAAUCCCCUCUUAUUGAUUGGCAACAGGGACUGGUCACCUUUCCUGAACAGGUACAAAUUGCCUCCAAAGAGGAAGCAGACCCGGACCCCUUAGUAGACCUACCCCCUCAAUAUCAUGAAUUUGCCAAGGCAUUGAAGCAGCACAUUGAUGAGGAACUGGCAACGGGCAACAUUUGCCCCAGCACCUCAUCCGCCGGCGCUCCAGUCAUGCAGGACAACCUCAUGGCCAAACUCAGGCAUGCCAAAAUCUUCACCAAAUUGGACUUGCGCUGGGGAUACAAUAAUGUUUGGAUCAAGGAAGGCAAUGAAUGA